Molecule: messenger RNA, 2238 nt
Organism: Phacochoerus africanus (Common warthog)
Lineage: Eukaryota; Metazoa; Chordata; Mammalia; Artiodactyla; Suidae
Gene: BEND4
Product: BEN domain containing 4
Exons: 5
Coding region: 1-1605 (534 amino acids)
Molecular function (GO): DNA binding
Source: RefSeq, a predicted model, not a curated record
AUGGAGGAGGAGAUGCAGCCGGCGGAGGAGGGGCCCAGCGUCCCCAAAAUCUACAAGCAGCGCGGCCCCUACAGCGUCCUCAAGACGUUCCCCAGCAAGAGACCGGCGCUGGCCAAGCGCUACGAGCGACCCACCCUAGUGGAGCUCCCGCACGUGCGGCCGCCCCCGCCGCCCUUCGCGCCGCACGCCGCCGGCUCCAUCAGCAGCAGCGAGCCGCCGCCGCCACCGCCGCAGCAGUUCCAGGCGCAGAGCUCUUACCCCCCCGGGCCGGGCCGGGCCGCCGCUGCCGCCUCGUCGUCGUCUCCGUCUUGCACGCCCGCCGCGUCCCAGGGCCACCUGAGGACUUCAGCGCCGCCGCCGCCGGCGGCCCCCGCCGCCUCAUCUUCCUCUUCUUUCGCCGCCGUCGUCAGGUACGGCUCGGGCCCGGCGGCCGCCGCGGGCAGCAGCAGCGCGGGCGGCGACGGCGCCAGCCUGGAGCUCAGCGCAGAGAGUCGUAUGAUCUUGGACGCCUUUGCUCAGCAGUGCAGCCGAGUCCUUAGCCUCUUAAAUUGUGGAGGAAAACUUCUGGACUCCAGCCACGCUCAAUCCAUGAUUUCUUGCGUAAAGCAGGAAGGCUCAAGUUACACCGAAAGACAGGAGCAGUGUCCCGUUGGCAAAGCGGUCCACAGUCAGACCUCAGACAGUGUAGACAUAGAGAUGCAAUAUAUGCAAAGGAAACAACAAACUUCUGCCUUCUUGAGGGUGUUCACUGACUCCCUACAAAACUACCUGCUCUCAGGGAGCUUUGCGACCCCAAACACCUCCUCGGUCAGUGAGUACGGCCACCUGGCGGAUGUGGAUCCUCUGUCAACGUCGCCCGUGCACACACUAGGUGGCUGGACCUCCCCAGCGACGUCCGAAUCGCACGGUCACCCGUCCUCUUCCACGCUGCCUGAGGAGGAAGAGGAGGAGGAAGAAGAGGGCUACUGUCCUCGAUGCCAGGAGCUGGAGCAGGAAGUGAUUUCACUGCAGCAAGAAAAUGAAGAGCUCAGAAGAAAGUUAGAGAGCAUCCCAGUGCCCUGCCAGACCGUUUUAGAUUACCUGAAGACGGUGCUGCAGCAUCACAAUCAGCUUAUGAUCCCACAGCCAGCUGACCAGCCGACUGAGGGAAGCAAGCAGCUGUUGAACAACUAUCCUGUCUACAUAACGAGCAAACAGUGGGACGAGGCUGUAAAUUCUUCAAAGAAAGACGGGCGGCGGCUCCUCCGAUACCUCAUCAGAUUUGUUUUCACAACCGAUGAGCUUAAGUACUCAUGCGGCCUUGGGAAAAGGAAAAGGUCAGUGCAGUCAGGAGAGACAGGUCCUGAAAGACGCCCUCUGGAUCCAGUUAAAGUAACAUGCCUCCGAGAAUUCAUUAGGAUGCACUGUACCUCCAACCCCGACUGGUGGAUGCCCUCGGAGGAACAGAUAAACAAAGUGUUCAGCGACGCUGUGGGGCACGCCCGGCAGGGGCGGGCAGUGGGGACCUUCCUGCACAACGGUGGCUCCUUUUAUGAAGGGAUCGAUCACCAGGCUUCCCAGGAUGAAGUCUUCAAUAAAAACUCCCAGGAUGGUUCUGGUGAUUAGUGGACAGAAUCUUUCCACCCUAGCAGCGGGUCCUCUCAGCGGUUCCAGUUGUGAAUGUCUUGUUCCCAUCACGUUAGACUCCAAAGCAUGUCAUUCCGUCAUGCACUAUACAUCCUAAACCUUCACUCUCUUGACCCACUGCCACAGUUCCCAGUACAAAUCCAUUUUAGGCUGGUUCGGGGAGUCUGCGGAGCCUGCAAACGUUUUCAGACUAUAUCAUAAAAAGAAAAAAACUGGCGUUGUUUUUAAAGGAUUACUAGUUAGACUGUCUAGUGAGGGAGAAAAAAGAUAGAUUAGCUUCUUGUCACUGGUCUGAAAUUUUCAAGUAAGCUCUGCUUCCUGAGCAGAGCCGGUCCCCAUGGAGAUUGGGUUUAGAGUUCCUGCCCGUGGGAGAAGGUGGAGGCCUGGAACAAGCAUUCUCUCAUUUUAAUUCAAGUCGGUUGUCUUUAUGUUUUCCGAAGACUUGAAUUUAUACCUCUCAGCAAAGACGUAGGCUAGGCGACAUUGUGUCAUGUCUACGUUGACAGAGCCUGUUUCAUUGAAAAGAAGCCAGAGAACAGAGGCCACCUCUAGACCAUGAUUAGUUGGAAGUCAGCUGUUUUUCCCAGUUACAUUUACCAAAAAAAAAAAAAA